CGCAAUAAGCGUUGCACAUCACAAAUGGUGGAGAAGACGAUAGUAUACGUGAAGCUUUGUCGCAAUCAUACUUUAUAAUUCAUUUCUAAAUUCAGAAUUGAACUAAAGUCUUCAUUAAUAUCAAGAUAUUUGUCUUUUGUUCUAUACUAACUGCAUAAUGCAAUCUAAAGGCGAACAGAUUGGCUAGCCAGCGUUAGGAUCACAACCUUCUCAGGCUCGUUCUUUUCGCAGCGAACCCAGCAGAAGUUAAAGUACAACGCAGGUGUCUUUCUUGGGUCUUCACGAUGCCCACCGUGGUGGUGAUGGACGUGUCGCUGUCCAUGACGCGGCCGGUGUCCCUGGAGAGCAGCGAGGAGUUCCAGAGGAAGAACCUGGCGGUCCACGGCCUAACCAUGCUGUUCGAACACAUGGCUGCCAACUACCGCUUGGAGUUCACCUCCCUGGUUGCCUUCUCAUCUCUCUGGGAGCUGUUGGUGCCCUUCACACGGGACUAUAACACGUUACAGGAGGCGCUGAGUAACCUGGAAGACUAUGACAAAACAUGCAUUGAAUCAGCGCUCAAUGGAGUGAGCAACGUAGUCCAGCAGGAGUGGGGUAGUUCCUGUCCGUGUCAGGUGGUGCUGGUGACGGAUGGCUCUCUGGGUAUUGGGAAGGGUUCCCUACGUCAUUCCCUCCAAACACUGAAACAGCGCGCAGAUGACAAAAAGUUCCCCCUUCCUUUUCCUUUUCCCACCAAGAUGUUCAUCAUGUGUGUUGCCAACUCAGAGGAGUUGCAGACAACUGAUGCGAUGGACAACUUGGAGGAGCUGUUGCGUCUGAGUGGCGGGGAUGGGCAGAUCUUUACUAUGGAGGGGCAGCUGUGUCUGAAGAGUGUUCAGGCUAUGUUUGGGAGGCUCAUAGACCAGGCGUACUCCCCCUUCCAUGCGGUCCUGCACUGCGGCAACCUGUCCUCCGAUGUGCAGGUGUUCCCUCGGCCAGAGCCUGUGGUAGUGGACGACGAGGUGGACCCCAUGCCCAGGGUGGUCAACACAGACUUGGAGAUUGUGGGAUUCAUUGAGGUAGGGGACAUUUCAAGCCCCCCUGUCACGUCCCGACACUUGGUUCUGCCCAUCGCCGUGAUCAAAGAGGCGGAGGACGUCAGCACCGGUGCGGCGGAGGAGCCCGAGGAGGAGGUCUCCGCCAGUCAAAUGGCGGGAAAGAGUCCCAACUUCUGUGUCCUUUUGCACGGCAGUUUGAAGGUGGAGGGCAUGGUGGCACUGGUCCAGCUGGGGCCGGACUGGUAUGGCAUGCUGUACUCCCAGGCAGACAGCAAGAAGAAGUCCAACCUCAUGAUGUCUCUGUUUGAGCCCGGCCCGGAGCCUCUGCCCUGGCUGGGCAAGGUCGCCCAUCUGGGGCCAAUAUCUGAGGCGGCUGAGAACCCCUAUGGGGAGGACGACAGCAAGAGUCCAUUCCCAGUCCAACCCUCGAUUAAACGAAGCUAUGCUCAGAAUGUGACGGUGUGGAUCAAGGCUAGUGGAUUACAGACUGACGUGCAGAAGAUUCUGAGGAACGCCCGGAAGCUUCCAGAGAAGACCCAGACCUUCUAUAAGGAGCUGAACCGCCUGCGGAAGGCCGCCCUGGCCUUCGGAUUCCGGGAGCUUCUGAAGGGGGUGGGGGACCUGCUGGAGAGGGAGUGCACCCUGCUCCCGGACUCGGCCCACCCUGACGCCGCCUUCCAGCUCUCCCACGCUGCCAAGCAGCUCCGGCUGGCCAGCGCCGGGGACUCCCAGUACGCCGCCUUCGACCAGAACAUUGCGCCCAUGCACACCGACUUCUCUAGCUGAGUGGCAGCGUGAUCCAGGGGCAGAAUAAGACUUUGAAAUGAUCAGCUCCAAAAUCUGCUGCCAAGUUCGAGGACAGCCCCUCCAGUAUGGACUGAAACAACGUGGAAGUCAAGCAGAUGGCUGUAAAUAUAGUACUUGUGUGGCCUGUUUGUGAAUGUGCAAGACCAUGGUUUGUUUAACAGUGGCAUGUACAUAUUUUUCUACUGUUUAUAGUACCUUUCAUAACUACAAUCUCCAAAAAGCUUGGGGAUUUAUUAAUAAAAUUGCCAUUUGUUAUUACUGUUUUAAUGGAUACUGAGUAGCUGACAUUUCUAGGUUCAAUAAAUAAUCGGCAAUGGUACCAUCAAUGUAUUAAAAUAUAAAAUAAAAAGCUUGGUUUCGCUCA
Molecule: messenger RNA, 2208 nt
Organism: Gadus morhua (Atlantic cod)
Lineage: Eukaryota; Metazoa; Chordata; Actinopteri; Gadiformes; Gadidae
Gene: ints14
Product: integrator complex subunit 14
Exons: 12
Coding region: 285-1823 (512 amino acids)
Biological process (GO): snRNA 3'-end processing
Cellular component (GO): integrator complex
Source: RefSeq, a predicted model, not a curated record